CGAUAUUCGAUAGCCGCCAAAAGGAGCAUUAUUGUCUAUCGCCAUGGGGGCGCAGUAGUAGUUUUAAUUUAACAGAAAUUAUUAUCAAGAAAUUAGUUGGCACUUCCUAGUUACUACAGAUUUAGAACUAGUAAUCAAAUAAGUUGGGAUAUUUAUAUAGUUGUAAACCAAAAGGAGGAUAUACUUUGGAGAUCAAAAUGCUGCGUUCAAAACUCCUCAGCCUGGUGACCCGCAGUGGCUCCAGCCGUCUGAUGUCCACUGGAACAAAGCUGACAUCGGUGGAGGUCAACGACAAGACAGGAAUUGCCACUCUCACAAUGAACCGGCCACCAGUAAACGGCCUCAACUUGGAACUUCUGCAGGAUCUGAAGGCCUCCAUUGAUGAAAUUGAAGGCAACAAGAGCAGAGGCCUCAUUCUGACAUCUUCCAGUCCCACAAUAUUCUCCGCUGGCCUGGACAUUCUAGAGAUGUACAAGCCGGAUAAGGAUCGGAUUCGUGCCUUCUGGUCGCAGUUGCAGGAUACGUGGCUAGCCCUCUACGGCAGCAGUGUGCCCACGGCGGCCGCCAUUAAUGGCCACUCACCUGCCGGCGGAUGUCUCUUGGCCACAUCCUGCGAAUACAGAGUCAUGCUGCCAAAAUUUACAAUUGGGUUGAACGAAACCCAGCUGGGUAUUGUGGCGCCCAAGUGGUUUAUGUCCGCCUUUCUGAGUGUUCUUCCGCAGCGAGAAGCAGAGCGAGCUCUCAACCAAGGACGCAUGUUUAGCACAGAAGAGGCCUUGAAGGUGGGUCUGAUUGAUGAGACUGCCAACAGCAAGGAGGAGGCCAUCGAAAAGUGCGCUGCCUUCAUUGGCACCUUUGCCAAGGUCAAUCCUCUGGCUCGAUCGCUGACCAAGCAGCAAUUCCGGGCUGCCGACCUCCAGCAAUUGGAGAACGAGCGCAAAGAGGAUCUGGAGAAGUUCCUGUUUUUUGUUAACCAGCCCGCCGUUCAGAAGGGUCUGGGCAUUUACCUCGAGGGCCUUAAAAAGAAGGCCAAGAAGCAAUAAUUUCAAGAUUUUAUAACAAAGUUAAAUAAAAAGUUUUACCUUUAAUGAA
Messenger RNA from Drosophila kikkawai, 1092 nucleotides. RefSeq names its product enoyl-CoA delta isomerase 1, mitochondrial. NCBI's taxonomy places the organism in Eukaryota, Metazoa, Arthropoda, Insecta, Diptera, Drosophilidae. The record is from RefSeq and is a predicted model, not a curated record. Gene Ontology annotation, biological process: fatty acid beta-oxidation. Gene Ontology annotation, cellular component: mitochondrion.